Messenger RNA from Pocillopora meandrina, 6873 nucleotides. The record is from the annotation of a GenBank genome assembly. Lineage: Eukaryota; Metazoa; Cnidaria; Anthozoa; Scleractinia; Pocilloporidae.
AUGCCUACCAUUUCCGUCGAACAGAGAGCGGCUAUUGCAAUUGGGGUUCCUUUAGUGGCAUUAUUACUGUAUCUGUGGUACAGGAGACGGCAGAAUUCCCAAUUUGGAGAGGAAGAUGAGGAUUUUAGCCACGUCGAAGAAAGCGAUGUUGUGGCAUCCGCUAACCAAAGAACUCUCGAGGUCAAAAUCCCUCGAGCCGUGGUCGGUGUUAUAAUAGGAAAAUCUGGAGCUAAUAUUAAAAAGAUAGAAAAAGACACUGGAGUUCGUAUGAAUUUGAUAGAUGAAGAUGAAGAAGGCCAAGGUAAAGAUAGAACAUUGCUUAUUCAAGGAGAACGUGAAAAGGUCAAAAGAGCAGAAAUUGUCGUAAAGAAAGUUAUUGCAGAGCAACCAGUGAUAAGAUCGGAAGAAGUUUUCGUGCCCCAGCAUGCUUGCGGAAGAAUUAUUGGUAAAGGAGGGCAGACAAUACGUCACAUGUCAUCUGUUUCAGGUAAAGUUACAUUUGUUUGUUUUCGGUAAAUGUACUCACUCUAGAGCAAAAUAAACUUCCUUAAGAGUUGAAGCUAAAUCUUACAGUAAGCAAACAUCAAUAUUCAACAAGGGAACCCAACGUGAUUUGCAAGGAAAGAAGAUCAAAUGAAAAGCAACGAUAAUUCGACUGUAGUUUUCUAGAAAACUAGCUAUAAUUUACUCUGAAAUUUAAGUUUCUGGAUUUCAUAACCCUUGUGGGACAACACUAUUUUUUGAAAAAAAAACUCAAAAAUUUUAUUGGGUAAGUUUUUUAUUCAUUUGGAGAAAGUGAAACGAACUUUAACCCCAGAUAUUGUGAAUACUAAUGUUCCACUCAACAUUUGUGAUCUAUCAUAAUUUUGUCAUUUCAAAAGUUUCUUAAUAUUCAUCAUGUUAAGAGAAACUGAACAUUUUUAACCCUUUAACUCCUCAAAGUGAUUAACAUGUAACUUCUUCCUAUAAUAUCCAUGCAUUAUCCAGCAAACAGCCAAUGAGAAUACUCCAGCUUAUCAAGUAGAAGUUUUUAACUUGAUCAAACACCAAAUUCUUGUAACUAUCCCAGAGGGAAUUGUGUAGCAGCCAGAGAAGAGAAUUAAGAAUCAGAUCCUGGGAGUUAAAGGGUUAAAAGCGAAUAUUUGUGAUGGCUUAUUUUACUUUAAGUUGGUGUUUUUUGUACAAUGCUAUCUUCUGUCAUUAAUUUUUGUUUUUAAUCACUUGGUAGGUGCUAAAAUAAGGAUUGAUCGUAAUGGUGAUGACAUUUCCAGCCCUAUACGGAAAUGCACAGUCACUGGGACUUCUGAUCAAAUAGCUAUUGCUAAGGGACUACUAAAUGAGAAGUUGGCUGAAGAUAAUGAAAUUCGUGCUCGCAGGGGAGAUGCUGGAGUGCUGAGAAAUAGACGUCCACCAAGGAAACUUGAAAGUGCAGUUGGUAUAUCACUUAUAUAUUUAUUGUUUCUUUUUUUUUGGUCUAGGUGAAUGAAUAGAAGACUUUUUGAAUAUAUUCUAAUAUUGAUUAAUAUUCUACAUGUAAAUUGUAUGCUACUGUAAUUUUCAUCUGUCUGAGCUUGUGCUUAGCCUUUGCUGAGAAAACUGCAACAUUGUGUUCCUCUGUUUCUUGAUCACUUACCUGGUUUUCUUCCUUGUAUUAAUUGAAUCACUAGAUCAAACCCUUUCUCUUCCAUUUAUCUACUUCAUUCAUUUACCUCCUUUCCAUUUACUCUAGUGGACAGCCUGUUUACACUUGAGCUAUUAAUUUGAAAGUAGAGAACUUUCCUUGCCAUGUUUCCCUUUUAGAAAAUUGUAUAUACAUUAGUUGGAAAUACUAAUUAAAUUGGUAACUGAGUUAUGCAUUCUUCAACUUUCCAAGGAAGUUAUAACAAUUAUGAGAGACAUCAUAGAAAGCUUUCAGUAAAUGAUUAUGAGUUUCUAAAAUAGUGAUGCUACAUAUUAGUAUUAGCUCAAACCCGAUUAAGAAAAUUUAUUAAAUGGUAUAUGGUUCCUUACUUAAGUCACUGUAGUUUAAAUCAGGGGUGCUGAAGCAUCACUUACUAUUGAAAUUUGAAAUGUCUUUUGUCUUUUAGCUUCACCAACAACAGGGGUUAUACAGUUUCCUGCAAAAGAUGACUUCUUUGAAGUAUUUGUAUCAGCUUUUGAAAAUCCAGGACAUUUUUGGGUACAGCUACUCACUAAGGACUCGCCUGAUCUGGAUCAGCUCACAAAAAACUUGACACUAUUAUACGCCUCCUCUGAAUCACAAGCCAUUCUAAAUUCCUUUAAGGUUGGAGACAUUUGCUGUGCACCGUUUGAGUAUGAUUCCUCUUGGUACAGGGCCCGUAUUACAGAAAUCAACAAAGAAGGUGCAGUGGAUUUGUAUUAUGUGGAUUAUGGAGACUCAGGAAGGGUUGCCAAAGACAAAUUAAGGGAACUACAGUAAGUGAAGUCUUGAGUAUGUAAUGCACUGUUCAGCAAGUGCUGUAAAACCAAAUUAACAUAACAGUAAUGAAUUAUCUAAACAAUGUCCACUCCAAGAUGUGAGUGAGUAUGUUAAGUAUAAAUGUUAAAUGUUAACGGUUCGUGUUUGUUGUAGUUUUGUGCAUGAAUGGUCCAAAAGGUGACAGGAAUUUGUCUCUUAGGGUAUUAGAAAACAAAACCAGUUCAAUUCUAUAUUUCUUUUUGAUGCUUAAAGACAAUUAGUUGGUAAUGAUCUCAUUGUUGAAAUACCAACAAGAGCUUUACAUCUAUGUGAGACUCUGAAAUAAUGGAACAGUUAUGCAGUUGAAAUUCUGGAGAGUUAUCAAGUAUCAUCAUUUAAUUAUAGUCCAAUAACUUGUCUUGAUUUGCAGCAACAUUGUAUCUGAUUGAAUUGAGCUGUAAAUUAAUGUUUUUUGGUCAAUUAAUUUUAAUACUGUUUUGUAUGCUGUAGCAUGAACCCAGUGUUGCUAUCCCUUAGUAUCACUGACUUUACUUAGUGAGGUUUUCUUUCCUUUUAUAGACCAGAACACAAGCGGCUACCAUUCCAAGCUAUUGAAUGUUGGCUGGCAGGUGUAACACCUAAAGGUAUAAUAUACACUACAUAGGUUUCCAGGUGCUUAGACAUACCAAAAAUGACAAAACCAAAAAAGGCAGUCAAAUUCAUGGAUAUAUAUUUAUCAUUCUCACUUAGUAUUAAAAUUACUGUUUAAAUGAAGUAUCAGAAGUUAUUGUGAGAUUAAAAUUAUCUGUGUAGACUGAAAUUGGGAGCUUUUUUUCACCUUAUUUCAGAUAUUUUGGUUCAUGAAUGAAAAGUGUGUGUGUAAUAGGAUCGUGAUUUUUACAUUUGACUAGGUUCACUGUUAAUGUAGUAGAUGAUCAAACUAAUGCUUCUUGUGCAAAUUUUCAACAAGUGUUGCCUUCUGUUCUCGCCCAACAAAGAGGAAUAAUCUUUUUUGGGUCACAAAAUUGUUGACGAAGGUGCAUUUGUGUAUAACCAUUAUACAAUAAAUAUUUUGCUUGUCUGGUUACAGGUUUGCCUUCUAAUUACUAUCAUAGUUCCCUACAAUAAUUCUUAUAGCCUUUGCUAGACUCUCAGUAUGUAGAAAUGAGCAGUAAAUCAGGGCUGUGAAAAACAGAGGGCAUCAUGAAUAAAAAAAAGAAAAUGAGAAACUGUUUUCCUUAACAACAGCAACUGUUGUUUGUCUCUUGUGUGCUCUUUUUGGUUUUCUCAACUGACUGACUAUUAACUCACUACAAUAUUUAAUAUAUAUAAUUUUUAUCUUUUAUAGAAAGAAAGGACUCAUUUUAUGGUCAUAAGUGUACAAAAUUUAUAUUAUGCUUAUGGCUUCAAAAUCACUCUUUAUAUUGUUUAGAUGGUGAGUGGAGUCAAGAAUCAAUUGAUGACUUUGACCACCUCAGCCACUGUGCACAGUGGGUUUCUCUGAUGGCAAGAGUGGUGAAAUACAGAGGGGAGAUACCUUGCCUUGAGUUGAUUGACACCACAGGACCAACUGUAAGUAAUGAUUGUGUUUAUCUUGGCUAGCAAUGGGGAGGGAGAGAGAGCCUGUUGGGGUAACAGGCUUCCAAUCACUUACUGAUUUUUAAGGUUUAUGCGUGUAGAGAGAGGAGAGGGUGAAUAAAGACAUUCCAUCAGAUCUCCCUCUUCUCUUUUGCCUAUCACUCACCCCCCUUAGUAUAAUUUUUUUCUCUCCUCAGCAUUCCUCUGUUUUAAAAAUCCCAGUUAGCAGCCAAACGUAUCACGAGAAAAUAUGCUCUUGCUUGCCAAAAAUUAGAUAGUUAGUGAGAGCACUUAAUUACAGCUGAAGGUGUCAAGAUUCAUUCUGGUGGAAGAAUAGCUCGAACAACAAAUAAUAAAUGAAGACAAAAAAAAAUAUUCACAUAAUUAUCUAGAAAUUAAAAAAGAAAAAAUACAAUCCUAGCCCUAACCAUUUUCAACUGAAAUUCAAAGAUCUUUGCAUGAUAUUCCACCGCAGGAUGUGAACAUCAACGAGGAAAUGAUUAAGAGGCAGUUUGCAGUUCGCGAGGUUGAGGUGUCAUCAACUGCCAAUGAACAUGAAACGGGUAAAAGUCACACGCUUUUUCUGUCGUCAUUUAUUCAAAAAGAUUCUGAAUAAUUAACUGUUCCCUUGGUGUUUUUCUGAAGGGCUUCACGAUUGAAAUUUGAAUUUAAGGAAUCUAGAGAUAUUACUUUGAACAAAUAGAAUCGAGUGUAUCACAGGGAACCAAUUGGAACUGAAAACGAAGGCAAACGAAGCACGGAAAAAUGUCUGUCUAAUUCGCGAAAAGAUAUCGGUUUUGCAGGGAGACGCAGAUUUUCUCCACAAAUAAAAAGGCGACCUUGAAGUGAGGCAAAACAAAUACGAACACUAGAGUUAUCUCUAUGGCGAUUUCGUUGGAUACUGACAAUUUUCGCUUCGUUAUUUUUUAGGACCUCCACCAGAUGAAAAGACCGGUAAAAGUGGAUUGCAGGAGACGCCGGUUGAGAUCACUUCAGCGUCACAUAAUGGAGUCCUUAGAGAGGGAGCACCUCAGGAGGUUAUGCAAAGCAAUACUGAACUACAAGAAAGUUUUCCAUUGGCUAAGACUAAUGGAGAUAUUAAAGAAGAGGCACUCCAAGAUCUCAUCGAAACCGUACCAUUACACAGCAGCACUGGUUUACAGUCUAAACCUGCUGGAAGCGACUUGCUGGAUGGCGCUCUUCUUGUAGAUGCUCCUGACGGUGGCGCGGAGCUGCAUGGACCGGUGACUGCUGAAAGGGAUUCGCCAGUGAAAGCUGCAUUAGUAAAGACCAUUUCUAAAGAUUACGUCCCACCGCCCGCUUAUUCAGCGCCAGGUAUGCCUAAUGAAGGGCAAGCAGCUCUGGGUGUCGUUAAGGAGCAAGAGGUCAGAGCUGUUUUGACGGAUAGCGUGCAGUCACAGCCUGAAAUUUCUGAGACUACCGGUCACGUAGAAUCUGUCAUCAGCCAAGAAAAGGCAGGGGGAUACCGAAGCAGUUUGAAUAUCGCACCUUCAUCGCGAAGGACAAUAGCAGCGACUUUCACUGGCAGCCGCCAUGUGUCGGAAAAAAAUGAGACUUCCGUGAAGACCGUAACAAGUACUGUUCACCGACAGGUGAUUUCUUCUAAACAGUCCUAUGUAAGUACCGUGACACUGCCUGAACGUGACACUGAUAACGUCAUUGUCUCCGUGACGCCAAGUGUCACGCAACUUCAAAGUCUAUCACCGUCAGCCGACUCGGAAAGUCAUGUGUUUAAAGCUUCUAACGAAAGUACAACAGUGACUCGCCACGUAGUUGCGUCCGAGGUACACCGAACUGUCACGCAAAGUAACGGACACGAAAAUGCGAUGGAGGUUUCCGCCUCGCGCCUUGAACAGAAAUCGUCUGCGCAUUCUUCAUCAUCACAAGCAAAGCCGAAAGUAACCUAUGAAAUUAAUUUUGAAUCAUUCAAAGGGAUGCCUGGUAAUAAACAAUAUUCAAUCAAGAAGUCAUUCAGUUCUGCUGAAAAUGAGCCUAAUAAAGUUACUGGUGAUAUGUCUCCUUCGGGUUCGCUCAUGGAAAUCUCCAAAAACACCGUCAUAAAUGAAGAAGACGAGUAUGAUGAACAAGCAGACCAAGACGGCAGUCCGGAGCCAGACAGUGAUACAGAGUCCUUUAUGAGUGCAAGGGAGGACAUCACCUCCGAUACUGAUACUGCAGCUUACAUGACCGCCGUACCAGGAGGUAGCUCUACGUCGCUGGAUACAGACUAUGCUCUUGUCGACAGCGCUGCGGAUGAAACGAUCACUCCGGUGAACUCUGACACCGAAGUGGAGGAAGAAGUGUCAGGAGGUCGAGGACUUGCUACACCAGAACCAACUACGUACACGGAAGAAGAUCGUGGUCGGUCAAACACUCUGAAGGGUUUGAAGGAACAGAUGGCAGUUCUUGGCAGUGGUGUAACUUCAGAGGCUGAUCUUGGCUACAGGGGUGAUACAGAGGAAGGUGUGGAGUCAGCUGAAGACCUCUGAAAGACGGCCGCUUGACUUCAUUGAUUUCCUCCUAUUUAUGCCAAAUACUGCUCAAGGGGAUGGAAGGAAAAGGUAUCCAGCCGUGUGAUUGUGCUAACGGUGUUGAUCGGUGUGUUAGUCUUACUGCUUUGAUUUUUCUGUAGAGAGCUUAAAGAGCUGACUUCAAUUACUGAACUUUUAUGAACAAACCAAAUGUCAAACAUUGUUGAUGUAUUUAAUUCUUAUGAUAGUGUUAGGAAUUGAAUGCAAAAGCGAAUUUUAUGCGUAGGCAUGAUAUAGCAAAUUUGUAAAAGUUCAAGACAGCCUUUGGUUUUGUAGUUUGACUUUGCUGUACAAUUUUGCGUCGAAAUAAAACGUACGGGAGGU